CAACAGUGGUGUUUCGCAAGUUAGGUGAAGUGUUGAGUGUUGAAGAGCUUUUUAAUGUUUUAAUAAUUUAUUAAAAAUAAAUAAUUUAAAUCACGUUCUGACUAAAAAAAGCCAAAUCUAAUUAAUCUUUAUAAUUUUACUUACAAUAUGCUGUAAUAAAUAAAGACAUAGACAACAUGUCUGCAUAUGAGAAGUUGAAACUUCUAAUUUGGAAGAAUUUUCUUCUUCAAAGAAGGCACAAAUGGCAGACCUUAUUUGAAAUAGCAUCACCUGUGAUAUUUUCUCUAUUUCUUAUACUGGUUAGGUGUCUUGUGGACCCUCAAUCCAAACCAGAAGUUACUUACCCACCAUUUUUCCCAACAUAUUUCAAUAUUAGUGGGCAAAGCUUAGGUAACCUCACUACAGCUAAAAGAGAAGGAACUUUAGCAUUUUCACCAGAAAACCCCCUCACAAGAAAGGUAACUGAAGAUGCAAUGGCUACAGUAGCACUGGACAAUCUAAAUGGCUUACUUGCUUUGCUCUUUGACACAAAAAUGUUGCCCCAACCAAAAGGUUAUAAAAAUGCAGCAGAAAUGGAAUCGGCACUUACUCAACCAAAUGUUAUGAAUUAUAUACUUGUUGGGAUCCAAUAUGAGGACAGCAUGGCCAAUGCAACCAAGUGGCCGAAUGACGUGAAGGUAACUCUCAGAUUCCCCGCUGUGAUGAGGACUCCCAUGGUGGAACACCCGUUGAGAGCGAGCUGGAGGACCAAUUUACUUUUCCCUUUAUUCCCUCGCCCCGGUCCCCGGGAAGCUGAAGACUUGUACGGUGGAAAAACACCAGGUUACUCUCCUGAAAUGUUUCUCGCUGUUCAGCACGCUAUAUCCAAGGAGAUUAUUAAGCAGAAAUCUGGAAAGCCUCUGAAUACCAAAGUCUACCUGCAGCGCCUACCGCAAAACGCUUACAGGGAUGACGACUUGUUGAUUGCCCUCGAAAGAUUUAUCUCCAUGAUAAUAAUGCUCUGUUUUGCAUAUACAUUCGUCAAUACUGUCAGAGUAGUCACGGCUGAAAAGGAGUUACAAUUAAAGGAAACCAUGACCAUUAUGGGUUUACCUUCGUGGCUGCAUUGGAUGGCGUGGUUUAUCAAGCAGUUUUCAUUCCUCUUCAUAUCUAUCAUUUUAAUGGUCGCAUUGUUCAAGAUUCCAUUUAACUCGACAGCGGCAGGCGAUAGGUACUCGGUGCUCACAUUCACUCCGUGUUCGGUGCUUCUAUUCUUUAUGGUGCUAUUUGUGAUCGCCUCGCUAGCAUUCUGCUUCAUGGUUAGCGUAUUUUUUACCAGAGCGAACACUGCGGCGUCUUUCAUGGGGCUUGCUUGGUUCUCGACAUACUCUGUGUUCAUGCUGACGCAAGUACUAUACGAAGACAUCAGUUUGACGACCAAACUAUUGCUGAGCCUUAUAUCUAACACAGCUAUGGGGUACGCGUUCCAGAUGAUAAUUAUGUGUGAAGGAACAUCUAAAGGUCUACAAUGGCAUGAUUUUUUUUCACCUGUGUCGUAUCAUGAUCAGUACCAGCCAGGGCACGUAGCCCUGAUGUUGGUACUUGAUGCGAUCCUGUAUAUGCUCAUAGCUAUGUAUAUAGAAAAGAUAAGGCCUGGGCUGUAUGGAGUACCCUUGCCCUGGUAUUUCCCAUUCACCAAGAGUUUUUGGCGACCCAACAAAAAAAGGACAGCUGCGAUAACUAAAAAGGAUGGCGCUGAUUUAGAGUACAACGAUGUUUUGUUGAAGGUGAUACAUGACGAAGAACCAAAAGGUGUACCAAUGGGCGUUAAUAUCCAGAAUCUCACAAAAAUAUAUAAAGGCCGGAAAAAGGCUGUUGAUAAUUUAAAUCUUAGAAUGUACGAAAAUGAAAUAACGGUGUUAUUAGGACACAAUGGUGCUGGAAAGACCACAACUAUAUCUAUGUUAACAGGUAUGGUCCCACCGACAUCUGGUUCGGCCAUGAUAAAUGGUUACAACAUCGUGAAUGAGACGGAGCUUGCACGCAAAUCCCUCGGGAUAUGUCCGCAACAUAACGUCUUAUUCCCGGAUCUCACUGUCGCCGAACACAUUAUAUUCUACUCGAGACUAAAAGGAGUUCCCAGCAAAAAACUCAAAGCAGAAGUAGACCACUUUGUUAAACUUCUCGAGCUCGAAGAAAAGAGGAACGUGGUGUCAAGUAACUUGUCCGGCGGUCAAAAAAGGCGAUUGUCAGUGGGAGCCGCCAUGUGCGGUUCUUCGCGCGUCGUUCUAUUGGACGAGCCAACAUCAGGGCUCGACCCGGCGGCCAGGAGAGCUCUGUGGGAUCUCUUGCAGAAGGAGAAGAAAGGGCGGACAAUGAUCCUGACCACUCACUUUAUGGACGAAGCUGAUGUUUUGGGCGAUCGUAUCGCUAUCAUGUCUGGCGGUCGCCUUCAAUGUGUGGGAACGCCGUAUUUUCUGAAGAAACACUACGGAAUCGGCUACAAGAUCACAAUAGUGAAAGGAGACAACUGCAACGUGGAGGCGGUCACGCAGUUCUUCAAAGGUUAUGUGCCGGACGUGAAGGAAAACACUAAUAUAGGUUCUGAAUUAACAUACAUUUUGCCGAAUGAGCAUGUGAGCAAAUUUCCAGACAUGCUCAAAGAAUUUGAAGAAAGAAAAGAAUCAUUACAUGUGUCAAGUUACGGCUUAUCUGUUACCAGUCUUGAGGAAGUAUUUAUGAAAGCUGGUGCAGAAGACAACGAAAUAACAUCAGCUAAAAAGAAUAACUACAUAGGUUUGCAUAAUGACAUUGCAAUAGUUCCAAUGGAAAGGAACAAUCAUCUGAAUAAUUUUGUUGAAGCUGAACCCCUACAGAAAGUAAGAGGAUUUAAAUUAUUAAAAAAUCACAUAAAAGCUAUGUUUUUAAAAUUGGCAUACAAUACAACCAGGAAUAAAUUGUCAGCGUUCAUACAAUUCGUGACACCCAUAAUAAAUAUAACAAUAUCGGUGGUCAUAGCGAGAUCAUGGAAAUUUAUUUCUCAAUUGCCGCCUUUGACUUUAAGCUUAGAAAGUGGCUUUAAAGAUACGCAGACAUUAAUAUCUCAAGGAGCAAAUUUGAGUGAUAGUACCAUAGAAGCCCAAGCAAUGAGAGCAUUUAAAGACUACUUUAAGACGUCUACAUACCCAGGCAUGAAUUUAGUCGAUAUCGGCACUAUGGAUUUAGGAAAAUUUUAUAUGAAACUUAGUCGAGACAAUCUAGCGCGUGUACAAUAUGAGAAUUUGAUAGGGGCGACAUUCGCACCCAACCAAAUUACUGGCUGGUUCAGUAACUAUGGUUACCACGACGCUGCCAUCUCACUCGCACAUGUUAACGACGCCAUAAUGCGUGCCGUCUCGCCCGGAAGUACGCUUACCAUCAUCAAUCAUCCACUUCCAUACGCUAUAGAAAAUUUGGUUCGAGUUAUGGCUACAGGAAGUAGCAUGGGCUUUCAAUUUGCAUUCAACAUCGGGUUUUGUAUGGCGUUUGUAACAUCAUUUCUAGUUUUGUUUGUAAUUAAGGAGCGUAUAAGCGGCGCGAAGCUUCUGCAGCGAGUAUCGGGGGUUCGGCCAGCUGUAAUGUGGGGCACCGCCUUCAUUUGGGACUGGAUAUGGUUGUUCCUGGUUUACCUGUGUAUCGUUCUUACACUCGCCUGCUUCCAGGAAAACACACUUUCCACACCCGAGGAAUUAGGAAGAGUGCUUUUAGUAUUGAUGGUAUUUUCAUUGGCGACCAUACCAUUACACUAUUUAGCUUCGUUCUACUUCGAAGCGGCCGCCACGGGCUUCUCGAAAAUGUGUUUCCUUAAUAUAUUCUGUGGAUGCAUGCCAUUUUUAAUAACUGAAGUCCUAAGAUUGCCGGAAGUGGGUAGUCCGUACUAUGCCCACCUGUUCGACUGGAUAUUUUCGCCACUGCCAAUAUAUUGUAUCAGCAGAAGCUUUAGGGACAUGAGCGUGUCGUCUUUUUCCAUGAUGGCAUGCGAUGGCUUAUGCGAACAGUUCGUAAACAUCGCGAACUGCACGCGCCACACCAUUUGCACCCAGCUCCACAUCUCUGUCUGUUGUAUUGAAGAUGACCCUUUUCUAAAAUGGGACGAACCAGGCAUUGGGCGUUACUUGUUCAUGAUGAGCGUCGUGGGCGUUACUGGACUGGUCAUUUUGCUCAUCAAAGAAUACGAACUCAUAAAUAAGGUCUUCUACUCGUCAAGUCCCAAACCGCCACCUCCAGUGCCCGCGGAAGAAGACGACGACGUGGCGGCGGAGAGACUCGCCGUCCAUGAGCUGCCUCGACAGGAGCUGGCGGGCCACAGCCUCGUAUGCCGCGACCUCACCAAGUACUACCGCAAGUUGCUGGCCGUCAACAGGCUCACCUUCGGGGUCCGCAAAGGUGAAUGUUUCGGAUUACUGGGCGUGAACGGGGCCGGUAAAACCAGCACAUUCCGCAUGCUGACCGGCGACUCGCAUAUAUCUUCCGGCGACGCUUAUGUUCAUGGCCUGUCCAUCAAAACUAACAUACAGGACGUGCACCGACACAUAGGAUAUUGCCCGCAGUUUGAUGCGCUCUUUGACAAUCUGACAGCGCGUGAAACUCUGCAGAUAUUCUGUCUAUUACGGGGUAUACCGCCAAAGACGGGCGCAAAAAUGGCUAUGGAUCUCGCUAGUGCACUUGGGUUUCUAAGACACUAUGACAAAAAAGUCCAUGAAUGUAGUGGUGGUACUAAAAGGAAAAUCAGUACUGCCGUAGCAUUGCUCGGUGAUUCUCCUCUAGUAUUUCUUGAUGAACCGACUACAGGUAUGGACCCAGCUUCGAAACGUCUAGUAUGGUCGUCAAUUAGCAACAGUGUGACGUCAGGCCGUAGUAUAGUACUGACAUCGCAUAGUAUGGAAGAAUGUGAGGCAUUGUGCUCUAGAUUAACGGUAAUGGUGAACGGCACACUAUAUUGCCUGGGACCACUGCAGCAUUUAAAAAGCAAAUUCUCACAAGGCUAUACUUUGAUAGUAAAAUGCAAAACGGGUAUGGACAGAGAUACUUAUGUGUCUGCGAUUAAUCAAUACAUAUUUGAAAAAUUUCUGGACGCGAAACUUAUUGAAACAUACCUUGGCAUCAGCACUUACUACCUGAACGACUCGGGCGUGCCAUGGUGGCGCGUUUUCCAUAUAAUGGAAGAAGCUCGCCGCCAAUUCCCCAUAGAAGACUACUCCGUCUCUCAGACUACGCUCGAACAAGUCUUCUUAAGAUUCACCAGGCUGCAGACUAGCGAGUAAUUUCUUUUUAUAUUGUAGCUUUUACGGCCACACAAAGAUGUCAACUAACUUUUAGUUUUGACCAACAUGCUAUCACAUUCUUUACGAUAUCCAACGAAUCAGAAAUGAUAUAGAAAGAUAGAUAAUCAUAUUAUUAUAAUUAAAAAAGAACCACAAACAUAGUAAGAAAAGUGCGAAGUUUCGAUCGAAAUUACGUUUUUCGUUGAAUUAGAGUAGGUCUCCAGAUCUGCGCUACGCGCCAGAACGCGUUGCCGGUAGUGGAAGAAUCGGCUUAAAAAUGCGCGCGGGACUGCGGCGCUAUGCCCCUAUAGGCAGAAUCUGCACGCGCCGACGCUUGGUCAGUGUCGCUACGAACAAACGAACUGAGAUACUUCUAAAUAACUUUAAAAUCUUUGCUCACGCGCUACGCGACGUAACGUACGGCGUACGUGCAGUGGGAGAAACGCCGUAGGUUUCUACUAAAAUAUUAACUCUUUAUUUUACAGACAACCAACAGAAAGAACUCCAAUAAAAUAACACAAAUUGACGAUACAAUUAUGUAUGUGAUCGAAAAUUGGGAGCCAUUGUAAUGAGUAGAAUAUGAAACUUCAAUAUACCUGUAUACCUCAAGUAUGUCACAAGUAUUUACUUUGCACAUUUUUCUGUAAUUAUCUAAAAAGUUUACUGUUUCAUUUUUUAAGUUUGAGAAACGAUUCCUUCUCUUCUUUUACCUCUAUUAUUUAAUUACAAUAUCAAAUAGAAACCAUAGUAGUCGAUACAUUUUCCUUACAACUGGUUUUAUUGCGGGAUCAAUGUCAAAUAGCAUCCGUUGACGUUGUUAUACCUGAAUGAAGUAUAGCAAAAGAAGACUUAAUCAAAAGGAUACUCUCAAAGAAGAAGAAAAUUUAUAUGUAAAUAAUUAAAUUAGUCGAUAAAAACCGCAGAUUGUGAGUGUUUAAUUUUUGGUGUGUUUGGUGUUUUUUAAAUGUAGGUAGCUAUUUAUUUUAUCUGUGAUGAAAAAACUUGCCUGUAUACAAAGUAGACUUCUCUAAAAGUUGAUUUCUUAUUUGGUCUAAUAGUUUUUAAAUGACUUGCUUUAUAAUCUAAUAAAUGCCAAAUGCUUAUUUCCGUCAAAAUAACUAAGAUUACGCAAAUAUAUAAAAACAAACAUAUUCCAGUAAAAUCUCGAUCUAAAUACUUACAUGUAAUAUUACUGCCUGCACAGUUCUGCGUUUAUUGUGAUCUAUGGCAAGAAAUCUUUGCAAAUCUUUUUGAAUUUCAACUUUUUCAGAAGAAUCUACUAUAAGUAAUUAUUAACUUUUUCUAUAUAAUUUAUAUACUCAACAUAAUAUAAAGUAUUAUUAUUGACGUUUAGAUAUUUGUAUAAUAAGGACUUGCUAUGAUUGUACUGUUACUGUUUUCGCAUUUGAUACGAUACCAUUUGUAUAAGAUUCACUGUUAAUGUUGUUUUGUGAUUUUUCAAAUUUCCUUAUCUCAGUCGAUAGAUUAACCAUUCAACCAAAUAUUUUCCAGUCUCAUCCCAUAUAUCACUAAAAAAACAAGACAAUGGUGUCGAUUCUGGCGUGAUUCUCUUAACUUAAAACUAAAUUUAAUAUCAGUCUUUCCCUUUCAUUCUGUGUAGAAAAUGACAAAGAUACACUGUUGUCAAAUUUAAGUUUAGGUUUAGAGAAUUGUGCCAGAAUUGACACCAAUAUCGACAGGGGAAAAGGAAAAUCGCAUAAACGCCACUUUUUUUGUAAAAAUUCAACUGCUGAUAUGGCUUUUAUAUUCGUGUGUACUUUCAGAAAACCGGUUUCGAAUAUAAAAUUAUAGUAUAUAUUUAUAUGUAAACAACUACACGCUGUUUAAUGUUUUUUUCAGGACUUAUAAGACAAAAGCUGUUUUUUUUUCUAUUAAGAUUUGUUACGUCUGCACUCAGAGACGACGUUUUAAUUCAAAUUAAAAACUU
Messenger RNA from Chilo suppressalis (striped riceborer), 7230 nucleotides. NCBI's taxonomy places the organism in Eukaryota, Metazoa, Arthropoda, Insecta, Lepidoptera, Crambidae. The record is from the annotation of a GenBank genome assembly.